GCGAUGGACGAUCCGGAAAGCUCUUUCUUUCCCCCUUAUCGCGAAAUUUAGGGUUCUUGGGCGGAUUUUAGGGCUGCUUUGUUUUUGGCGCCAUGGCGAUGAUGGAGAACAAGUCGCUGCUGUGGGCGCAUCCGGAGAAGAGCGGGCAGCUCCUGAAACGCGGGAGCGACAUCAAGUCUUGGAAGAAGCGGCAAUUUGCGCUCAAGGACACAUUCUUGUUCUACUUUAAGAUUUUGCCUACAGUGGAACAAUCCGAGCCAACUGGUGUGAUUCCUUUGCAAGGAUGCAAAGUGGAAGCCAUUCCGGCUGGAGUCCAUGGCAUCAAGAAAUACUCUUUUAUCAUCAAUCUUCCGGACAAGUAUAUAUUGACAAAGGCCGUGAAGCGUGCUCUUUAUAUUCUAUCAGCGCACGACGAACCGGACAGACAAUCUUGGAUUGAUGCAAUUCGUUGUGCCUCUGUAUCCAAGCAGAUUAUUCGCGCCAAGCUCGAGCACUCGAGGCUUGAGGUUCACGACCUGGAACUGCGAUGGAAGGUUGCAAGUGCUCUGGAUGCCGGCAAGAAAAUGCCAUUUGAGCUGCAAGAAAGCGUUGUCAUGCAAGCUCUGGCGGACGAACUUAUGGAAGUUUACUACUCCAUCGAGCUUUUAAACCAGAGACUAGAGGAAGCCACGGACAGGUACAGAACAGCGUGCGAGCAACUAUCUAUGCUAGAGCAAGCCAAUGCCAUGCACCAGGAAGCUCUUAUGCGUGAAGGAUCUAUGCAAAUGAUGCAUAAGAUAAGAUCAGACGAAAGUGAAUGCAACGGGAUCCUCGAGUACUUGGUCGCUGCAAGGAUAUCAUUAAGAACACUUCAAAAACAGGUUGACGCACUGUCUGGCCUCAGUGAAGGUGGUGAGGGGGUUCCAUCUUAUGUGGAUAUAGAGGGGCUACUAAGACAAACUUUGGCUCGCCUGGGAACUCUAGAGUACCAAACAUGGGGAACUGAGAACUUGCCAGACGAGGAGCAAAUUGCGAGCCUCUAUGCUGCGAUCGAAGCUUGCCACAAACAAGAGAAGCAUCUGGUGAACGAAGCAGCUAUAUUUCUCGGCUAUGCUCCAGCUGAUGUGGGAAGUCAAGUCACUUUACCUCCCCCAGCAGCUGGAGGAGAGAAUACAUCCGAAGAUCAUUGAUCUUUCCUACCAAAAUUUCCUCUUUUUCGGCCUCUGCUAGCUUGGACGACCAUCGCCAGUUUUCAGCACCCAAGUAGCACCUCUCGUGUAGCAAAGUUCCUUCAUUAUCUGGAGCACAGAGAUCAAGUAUGGGAAGUUUUGUAAGCUUUUGAGUACCUUUUGGUAAAGUUGAUUCGACGGCAUUUUACGUAACGCCAGCUUGAACGCUUCCAUGAUCUCUGAUCUUUGCAAGCCAGCGGACUUUUGCUUCAGUAACGCGAUGACCACUUCCCUGCA
This is a messenger RNA of Selaginella moellendorffii, 1445 nucleotides long. RefSeq names its product pleckstrin homology domain-containing family D member 1. The transcript is spliced from 11 exons. Gene Ontology annotation, cellular component: early endosome; recycling endosome; trans-Golgi network. Gene Ontology annotation, biological process: endosome organization; retrograde transport, endosome to Golgi; receptor recycling. Lineage: Eukaryota; Viridiplantae; Streptophyta; Lycopodiopsida; Selaginellales; Selaginellaceae. The record is from RefSeq and is a predicted model, not a curated record. The coding region runs from base 93 to 1169 and encodes 358 amino acids.